AUGGAACAAUCACAAUCAAUAUUCUAUACAUCGUUUAUGGAUGAAUCGGAUACAAUACAAUAUUCGAAUGAUGAUAAGAAACCUGUUGAAUUCAAAACAAAACAAGAAACAAAAAUUCCAGAAGCUCAAAAUUUGAUAACCGAAACUGUUGAUGGUACGUAUCAACAACAACAACAACAGCAAUUAACUACUGUUGAUCUUUACCAUUCUGAACAUGAUGAACAACAACAACAAGUUGUCAGACCCAUAAUAAUGUCAUCUUAUCAACAUCAAGAUGUUUUAGUUGGAUAUGCUGCUGUUAAUGUCAACGAAAAUGGCAAUAAUGUUGUUGUUGAUGAUGGCGAAAAUAAAAUGAAAAUGAUCCAUGAACAACAGACAAUAAAAACGUCAAACUUUAUAAUGGAUAAUGGAUCUUUUCAUCAUGAUGAUGAUGGAUCCAUCAUUGUCAACAUCUCAUCAUCAUCAUCAUCAUCACAACAACCUAUUAUACCGUCGAUGAUAAUACAAAUAUCACCGGAUGAUAAUAAUAAUAAUAAAAACAAUAACCAAAAAAUUGAUAUCACGGCUAUUCGAAGACGUGUACGAUGCGAACUAUUCAUAUAUGCAUAG
This is a messenger RNA of Dermatophagoides farinae (American house dust mite), 609 nucleotides long. NCBI's taxonomy places the organism in Eukaryota, Metazoa, Arthropoda, Arachnida, Sarcoptiformes, Pyroglyphidae. The record is from RefSeq and is a predicted model, not a curated record.